UCUAUCCCUGACGUCCUGGGUGUGCCCCUCGCGGUCGUCGCCCCAUGGGACGACAACGCGUAGUGUCAUGCCUUUGACCAUUACACUGCAGUCCUUAUGUGUUUCCUACGACGCAAGCCUGCGCACAUUCCCUACUCGGACGGCUACGGGGGCUGCAGCCUCCAUCACGAGGCUUCAGUCACUCCGCAAGAAGGCAGAGGUAGCGUUGGGUAUGAUAACGGUCGAGGCAAUGGCGUCGGCAAUGACUGGGCUGCAAUGACUGGGCGUGUGCUGGGCGUGGGGGCGAUGCGGAAGGUUCAGGGCGGGAGCAGGUGGCACAGAAGGAGAUGAACGUUGCCGCCGUGGCAGCACUACGAGUAAUUAAUCGAACAACGAAUAUAUUUACGGAAGCAGGUCAUUUACAC
Fomitopsis serialis is the source of this 404-nucleotide messenger RNA. RefSeq lists its product as uncharacterized. The record is from RefSeq and is a predicted model, not a curated record. Bases 97 to 330 code for a protein of 77 amino acids. The transcript has a single exon. Lineage: Eukaryota; Fungi; Basidiomycota; Agaricomycetes; Polyporales; Fomitopsidaceae.